UAUAGUGCGUAUUCUUUAUCCUACACAAUGUCAUCGAAUACUGUGUAUAUUCACUCUAUGAUUAUUAGUUAUAUUUACGUUUUGAGUUGACUGUUGAAUUUCUACGUUGCACGUGUCUAAUAUUGUUAAGGAAAAACUGUUAUUUUUAAACUAAUUUGCCCUCAAAAUGCCUAUACCUGAAAAAGUAUUGAUGCGCAAGAUUAAGAAACGGGAAAAGAAAAAACUGAAAAUCCUUCAGCUCAAAGAAAGUGAAAAUAAAAACAAAGUUUCUGAAGACGCGGACACAAGUGGUAAAGAGAUAGCAGUCUCUGGUUCGUCGGGCAGUCUAAAACGAAAUGCAGACACUGUUCCUGACACCCCAGUGAAAAGAAAGAAAAAAAAGAAAGUCAAACGUAGCGAUAUUGAUGAAGAAGAAGAAGAAGAAGAUGAAGAAGAAGUAAACGGCAACAGCCAGGAAAAUGGUGACGUUCAGAGUUCUGACGUUCAGGAAAGUAACAUAAUCGAAGCCAACGACUUAGAAAACAAAUUGCCUGGCUCGUCGCUGGCUCUGGAGAUCCUCAGCAGUGCGACGUUCGAGUCCCUGGCGGAUAAGGUGUGCGAGCACACCCUGAAGGGGGUCGCGGACAUGGGCUUCACCACCAUGACGGAGAUCCAGGCCCGCUCCAUCCCCCCCCUGCUGGAAGGGAGGGACAUUGUCGGCUCAGCCAAGACGGGCUCCGGCAAGACCCUGGCAUUCCUCAUCCCUGCCGUCGAACUCAUCUACAAGCUCAAGUUCAUGCCAAGGAAUGGCACGGGCUGCAUCGUGGUGUCCCCCACGCGGGAGCUCGCAAUGCAGACGUUUGGCGUGCUCAAGGAGCUGAUGAAGUACCACCACCACACGUACGGCCUUCUCAUGGGUGGUACCAACCGCCAGAUGGAAGCACAGAAACUCGGGAAAGGCAUCAACAUCUUGGUGGCGACUCCCGGCCGACUCCUGGAUCACCUGCAGAACACUCCGGACUUCCUGUACAAGAACCUGCAGUGCCUGGUCAUAGACGAGGCAGACAGGAUUUUGGACAUUGGAUUCGAGGAAGAACUCAAGCAGAUAGUGAAUCUGCUGCCAAAACGCAGACAAACUAUGUUGUUCAGUGCGACGUCCACUGCGAAAACGGAAGCGCUCACAAAGCUUGCACUGAAAAAAGAGCCAGUGUAUGUUGGUGUGGACGACCAGAAAGAUAAGGCGACAGUUGAAGGUCUUGAACAAGGCUAUGUAGUUUGUCCUUCUGAGAAGAGAUUUCUGCUGCUUUUCACAUUUUUGAAGAAGAACCGCAAGAAGAAAGUGAUGGUCUUCUUCAGCUCUUGCAUGUCUGUCAAGUUUCACCACGAGCUACUUAAUUACAUCGAUCUACCUGUUAUGAGUAUUCAUGGGAAGCAAAAGCAAACAAAACGCACCACAACUUUCUUCCAAUUCUGCAACGCAGACACUGGGAUUCUGCUGUGUACAGACGUAGCCGCCAGGGGUCUGGACAUCCCUGACGUAGACUGGAUAGUGCAGUACGAUCCUCCAGACGACCCUAAGGAGUACAUCCACCGAGUGGGGCGGACGGCCAGGGGGGAGGGGGGUCGGGGGCAUGCGCUCCUCAUCCUGCGGCCAGAGGAGCUGGGCUUCCUGCGCUACCUGAAGCAGGCGCGGGUCCCCCUCAACGAGUUUGAGUUCUCCUGGAGCAAGAUAGCAGACAUCCAGAUGCAGUUGGAAAAGCUGAUCGGCAAAAACUAUUUUCUGCACCAGUCGGCCAAGGAUGCUUUCAAAGCAUAUGUGCGUGCGUACUUUUCUCACCACCUCAAACUGAUCUUCGACGCUGAGAGUUUGGACUUGGCCAAAGUGGCACUGUCUUUUGGAUUCCGUGUACCACCUGCAAUGGACUUGCCUUUAGAGAGCAGUAAGAGUGCUCGCCCGAGGAAGAGGCAAGGCGGAGGAGGUUACGGGUACUUCAACACCCUCAAUGCGACAAGAAAACAGGACCAAAAAACCACGAUCUACCGCCAGCCAACGAAGAAGAAGAAGAAGAUGGGUGACAACAGGCAGUUUAGCAGAUGAAACUGUUUUAUUAACAUUUUGUACACGUGUUUUAAAGUAAAUGGUCUGUUGUGGAA
Messenger RNA from Bacillus rossius redtenbacheri, 2133 nucleotides. It is a transcript of the gene pit, whose product is annotated as probable ATP-dependent RNA helicase pitchoune. The transcript is spliced from 12 exons. Gene Ontology annotation, molecular function: ATP binding; RNA helicase activity; nucleic acid binding. The record is from RefSeq and is a predicted model, not a curated record. NCBI's taxonomy places the organism in Eukaryota, Metazoa, Arthropoda, Insecta, Phasmatodea, Bacillidae. The coding region runs from base 167 to 2077 and encodes 636 amino acids. Gene Ontology annotation, biological process: maturation of LSU-rRNA from tricistronic rRNA transcript (SSU-rRNA, 5.8S rRNA, LSU-rRNA). Gene Ontology annotation, cellular component: nucleolus.